Messenger RNA from Talaromyces amestolkiae, 1605 nucleotides. RefSeq lists its product as uncharacterized. Gene Ontology annotation, molecular function: transmembrane transporter activity. Bases 1 to 1605 code for a protein of 534 amino acids. The record is from RefSeq and is a predicted model, not a curated record. The transcript has 3 exons. Gene Ontology annotation, biological process: transmembrane transport. Lineage: Eukaryota; Fungi; Ascomycota; Eurotiomycetes; Eurotiales; Trichocomaceae.
AUGGCUACCGAAGCAUUCACACUGGAAGAGCAAAGACCAAUUCAACGAAGUCGCCUGCGCGUCUUCACCCUAGUCUCUGUUCUGUACGCUGCCUUAUUCAUAUCUGCAGUCAACACAACCAUCGUCACAACAGCGUUACCCACAAUCGCAAAACACUUCCAAUCCACAUCUGGAUAUACCUGGGUAGGCGCCGCAUAUGUUCUUGCUGAUACCGCCUCAGGUCCUGUCUGGACCAAUUUCUCCGACAUAUGGGGUAGAAAGGUGGUUUUCCUAAUAGCGGUGGCUCUUUUCAUAGUCAGCUCUUUUGUGUGUGGCUUUUCGACGAGUAUGGGGAUGCUUAUAACUGGAAGAGCACUACAGGGAGCUGCCGCCGGUGCUAUUAUGUUGCUUGUUAAUAUUGUCAUUAGUGAUAUGUUCGAUUUGAGGCGACGGACUCUGUAUUUAGGUAUUUGCGAUGUUAUAUGGGCUAUUUCUGGGGCCAUUGGACCCGUGGUUGGAGGAGCUUUUGCCGAGUAUGCGGGAUGGAGAUGGAUUUGGUACACAAAUAUUCCCAUCGCUGCCGUGACAUUUCUCGUCGUGUGGUUGUUCAUGGACGUCCACAACCCACGGACUCCAAUUUGGCGAGGCCUAAAAGCAGUCGAUUGGCUAGGCAGCGCGUCAUUACUGGCCGUGACGCUCAUGACUCUUCUCGGACUCAACAUAGGUGGCGAAUAUACGGACUGGAAAUCACCAAAAGUUCUUGUCCUAAUUAUUGUUGGUCUCGCUCUUUCCGGUGUCUUUUACUUUGUGGAAGCCAAAGUAGCAAAGUAUCCAGUCAUGCCAGUCCAAGUUUUCAAAAACAGAUCUAACGCGGCGGCAAUUGCCAUUGGCGCGUUCCACGCAUUCGCAAUGAUGGGUCCAGAGUACUAUCUCCCACUCUAUUUUCAGUCAGCAAAGCUAGCGCAACCACUACAAUCCGGUCUUCUAGGCCUUCCUUUUGUGUUCCUAGAAGGCUUGGGUGGCAUUAUCAGUGGGUUACUGAUCCAUUACACGGGUCGCUAUAACGCUCUCCUUUGGAUAGGCGCAGUCUUGAUGACCCUGGGUUUUGGGCUGUUGAUUGACUUGAAAUCUUCAACUGGUCUUGCCAAGAUCAUGAUAUACCAGAUUAUUGGAGCACUAGGGUCUGGCCUCUUGAUACAACCUCCUUUAGUUGCGAUUCAAGCAAAUGUAUCGCAACAGGAGACCGCUACGGCCACUUCAACGCUGACAUUCAUGCGCGGCCUGGCACAGGCAGUAUCCAUCGUGAUCGGUGGAGUCGUAUUUCAGGGCUCCAUGAACCUGAAGCAGUCGGAUCUUGUAAAUGCAGGACUGUCUCCAGAUAUGGUAGCGACGUUUUCGGGACAAGAUGCGCAGGUGAACGUGGACCAACUUCAAUCUAUUGCAGACAUCACCCAGCGGCAGGUGGUGCAGGCUUCGUACGCAUGGAGCUUGGGAAAUGCUUGGAUUCUGUACGCAUGCAUUGCUGGGCUUACCAUCAUUGCGUCGUACUUUGUUGGAACACAUUCUCUCUCUACAGAGCACGUCGAAACGAGAACAGGUCUUGACAAAAAGGAGAGUGAAAUUUAA